AUGCCUCUCACAGUUAAAUCUCAACCAACCCAACCCAUUCCGGGACAAAAGAUGGGUACUUCUGGCCUCCGAGUGAAGGUUAAGCUUGUCGAGAACACCCCUCACUUUCUCGAGAAUUUCACUCAAGCUGUACUCAAUAUCAUUCUCGCAAAGGAUUCUCUUCCAUCGAAUGCGACUACCGAUUAUUUACAAAUGGUCAUUGGAGGAGAUGGUCGUUAUUACAACAAGACAGCCAUUCAAACCAUUCUCAGAAUCUUGUAUUCGAAUGCUGUCCGUCUCGGAAUUAAAAUCCAUGCAGUGAUUGGACAGAAUGGUAUCAUGUCAACUCCAGCUGUGUCAUGUCUCAUCCGAAAGAGAAAGGCAGAAUUGGGAGGAUUGAUUUUGACUGCUUCACACAAUCCUGGAGGUCCUAAUAAUGAUUGGGGCAUCAAGUACAAUGGUGUCAAUGGAGGUCCAGCACCAGAGAAGAUCACUGAUCGAAUUUAUGAACAAUCGACAACCAUUUCCGAAUACUUUACUUGUGAUGAAUUUCCACAGAUUGAUUUGUCUCAAGCAGAGAAUGGAAAGGGAUCUGUGGAUUUUGUAUUUUCUGAUGAACAUUUCCGUGUCAGUGUUGUUGAUUCUGUGAAUGAUUACUAUGAAUUGUUAAGCUCAAUAUUUGACAUGGAAAAAAUUAGAAAGUUAAUCGGAAAACAAUAUGGUGAAUUUAAUUUAUUAUUUGAUGCCAUGCAUGGUGUGACAGGAUCAUAUGCCAAACGAAUUUUACAUGAGAAAUUGGGAGCAGAUUUACACAAUGCUCUCAUGAAUUACGUUCCAAGUGAAGAUUUCGGAGGUGGCCAUCCAGAUCCAAACCUUACCUAUGCUGAACAAUUAGUCAAGAGAGUAUUAAAAGAUGAGAAGAGUAAUAUUGACUUUGGAGCUGCUUCCGAUGGAGAUGGAGAUCGUAACAUGGUCUUGGGAAAACAUUUCUUUGUGACACCUUCAGAUUCAGUCGCGAUCAUUGCAGAUUAUGCUCAGAAAUGUAUUCCAUAUUUCCAAAAGAAGGGAAUUGCUGGAUUGGCUCGAUCCAUGCCAACAAGUACUGCUCUGGAUCGAGUUGCCAAAGAAUUGGGUGUUUCCAUGUAUGAAGUUCCAACUGGAUGGAAAUAUUUUGGUAAUUUAUUUGAUGCUGGAAAAUUAUCUAUUUGUGGAGAAGAAUCAUUUGGAACAGGAAGUGAUCAUAUUAGAGAAAAAGAUGGAAUGUGGGCUGUAUUGAGCUGGCUUUCAAUUUUAGCUUUUGAAAAUGAACAAGCUGUUUCUCAAAAUAGAAAAGUUUCUGUGGCCGACAUUGUGAAAAAUCAUUGGAAGAAGUACGGUAGAAGUUACUACACCAGAUAUGACUAUGAAGAAGUGAGCGCUGAUGGAGCCAACAAAAUGAUGUCUCACAUGAGAGACACUUAUAUUGUUCCAUUCCAAAAUAAUCAAUUAUCUGAGGAAGCCAAGAAAUUGUUCCAAACUCUCAAUAUUGCAUCAUGUGAAGAGUUUUCCUACAAGGACCCAAUCGAUCAUAGUUUUACAGGAAAGCAAGGAAUGAUUUUCAAAUUGGUCGAUCAAAGUAGAAUUGUUUUCAGAUUAUCUGGAACUGGAAGUGCAGGAGCUACUAUCAGAGUGUACAUGGAGAAGUACAGUGCCGACCAUUUGGAUGGAAACCCAUUGGACGAAGUGAAGCCACUUGCUCAUGUAGCCCUUACUGUCAGCAAGUUAAAUGAAUUUACUGGAAGAAACGAGCCAACAGUUAUUACUUAA
This is a messenger RNA of Naegleria lovaniensis, 1785 nucleotides long. RefSeq lists its product as uncharacterized. Gene Ontology annotation, cellular component: cytosol. Gene Ontology annotation, molecular function: phosphoglucomutase activity; magnesium ion binding. The coding region runs from base 1 to 1785 and encodes 594 amino acids. Lineage: Eukaryota; Heterolobosea; Eutetramitea; Acrasida; Naegleriidae. The record is from RefSeq and is a predicted model, not a curated record. Gene Ontology annotation, biological process: carbohydrate metabolic process. The transcript has 2 exons.